AUGUCAUCUGACUCCGAAAGAGACACCGAAGUCAGGCCCAGUAGCCUUGAAGAUGCGAUCAAGCACCUUGAAGCAGUUGCUUUCGUGCCUCCAAAACAACGAUAUACGGAUGCUGGCCAGUUGGCCAAAACAAUAGCAACCCACGCGUACGCGAGUGGCAUACCGCAAGCUGCCCUCGAACGCUUGCUGAAGCUCCUCACGACGCACAAUGCUCUUGACCAAGGCACAGUUACCACACUAGUCAAGAACUUGUACCCACUGGAGAGGGUAUCCUCCAAACUAAUCACACGAGUUGUGUGCUGUCUUGGUCCUGCCAAAACAAAGCCCAGUCCUGCGACCCAGGCUCUGCUUGUGCGAUGGCUGAUUCUUGUAUACGAUUACCUCGAUGACAAGUCUCAUCUGGGAAAACUAUAUGCUGUGCUGUUCAACUAUCUGGACAUGAUCAGUCUACGCAAGCCUCUGUGCCAAUUGCUUUCGUUCAUCACGAGGCGCAAGCAUGUCAAGCCCUUUCGUAUCCAAGCUCUUAUGGAGCUAGUCAGCCUUUCUGGUGGUGAAGAGAAAGAGCUCUUGAUUCUACUUAAUGUGUUCAAAAACUACUGUCCUGAUGUUAUUGUUGGUGACCUCGGCUUUACGGGAAGAAAGGCAUCCUUCUUCAAACAUCCGGACCCUGAAUGGACCGCUCAUGUCAGGGAAAUUCAGGAUACCCACCUUGAAAAGUUGCAGGCAGUGCAGCCAUCGACGUUCCAGGUCGUACAUCGCGGUCUAGCAAAGAGAAGCAAGGUAGAGGCCAUUGUUCCUGAUGUGAAGACAUCAAGGGUGUCUUAUAGCCACACUUCCUUGGAAGAACUGCGUGGUGUUGAACAUCUUGUUGACAAGAUUGACAAGAUAGAAUUACCUAACCAGAUCAUAUCCAUGCUGGGGAAUAACCUAGCGCAGAAGUACCUUUUUCUGGCUCGUUCUGAGGCUGCAGAUCGCCGGUUGAAUGACUGGCUCAGAACGUUCUUAAAUGACCAAUUGGAAAUCGCGCGGGCAAAUGACGUAGAAGACCAUGAGAGCUUGGGCUACAUAUUGGCUUUGGCGGCUGAAUAUGCGCAAUACACGAAGGAAAUACCGGACGCUUUCACAUCGUUUCUCAAAAAGUAUCUCAUCUUCUGGAAUGGCGAAGACAACAGAGAGCAGAUACUUGGGCUUCUCGUGUAUCUUCCCGUUCUUGACUUCGAUACUCUGAGCAGGGAUUUCUUGACACCAUCGGAGAGAGCACUCCUCAACGGAGCCAUUUCAUCAAGAACAUCUCUGCUUGAUUUCUAUUCGGCCUUGAUCCGUCAAUGGGGAAUCCAGUUGAGGACCAAUUCACAGACUACAGAGGCAUUCAAACCAUUGGGCCGCCUGAUAUCGCACGCAGAACUUCUAGCCUUAUCGACGUUAGAGUGCUUGACCUCAAUGCCGGAUCUCACAGAUGCCCAACAUGAGAAACACAAGCCCGCCACAUUGUCCAUCUUGGACUUCUACUGUACCCUAGCCGAACUUUUCACACACGCAUCCACGAAUGGGAGCAUUCGACUUACUGUCCCGCUAGCUCCUACAGUUUAUACACUUGCCUUCACGCCCAUCAACUCAGUCAUCUCCAUCAUGUGCUCAGUGCUUGCCAGCUACAAGUCGUCCUUUGAGGCUUCCCUCACCUCUCAGGUUCUCCGGGUACCAAACUCUCAAGACUCGCUCUAUCCGACAGAACUCGUGGGUCAAUUCAAUGGCUAUAUCAUGGACAUCUGUAACCUGAUCUGGCGGAACCGAGGUCUCAACUCCGAAGACCCCAACGCUGUGGGCUGUCUAAUACCGGCCCCCACCGUUGCUGCGCUGACGCGAUUCAUUCGUGAGUACAAUGAGAAGGAAAGAAAGCGCGAUUCCUCUUUCGUCUACACAAUCUCCUCGGUCUUCUCUCUCAGUCACCAUGUGGCACUGUGCAACUUGUCUGCGGCCUGCUUCUCUGACAUCGAAGAGGAGAACAACAUUGGCGACGAGCAGCCCAAGCUGAUGAAGCCAGUGACGCAAAAGGCACUGAGUGCGCUAGAGAAAGAAGGAGGUAUGAAGAUGGCGUGGCAGGAGUAUAGAGUGCGGAUGCUUGACUGGCUUGACGCGACAGGAAGCGUUGGAAUUGGUAACUUGAUGCGGAGCACGAUGAAGGCUUUGCGGAAAGAGUAGAGGUGAUAUCAGA
Aspergillus costaricaensis CBS 115574 is the source of this 2212-nucleotide messenger RNA. Its product is annotated as Mis6 domain protein. The transcript has 4 exons. Gene Ontology annotation, cellular component: cytosol; nuclear body; kinetochore. The coding region runs from base 1 to 2199 and encodes 732 amino acids. NCBI's taxonomy places the organism in Eukaryota, Fungi, Ascomycota, Eurotiomycetes, Eurotiales, Aspergillaceae. The record is from RefSeq and is a predicted model, not a curated record.